Mus caroli (Ryukyu mouse) is the source of this 1453-nucleotide messenger RNA. The record is from RefSeq and is a predicted model, not a curated record. Lineage: Eukaryota; Metazoa; Chordata; Mammalia; Rodentia; Muridae.
GAGUUUGCAGGAUGACUGCAGCAGGCAAGGGAAGCCUCCUGGAGACAGAGCUUCUGAGUCAGCUGUCACACUGUGUGCCUGAGAAGGCUGCCUCUGUCCCACUUAUUCUUGGCCUUCAGACCUGCCAUGGACAUUCUUUACAGACAGCAUCUUCUCCUUGUUCCCCUGGCCCAGUCUGAGGCGUUCCUCAUCGACCUUUUGGAUAAAGUGUGUGUGCGAAUGAACGAUUACCAGCUGGAGGACGACCCAGUGACCAAGCAGAAGUAUUUCAGGAGAUAUGCUCCGAGGAAGGGAGACAAAAUAUACAAAGAAUAUAAAAAGUUCUUCUUUUAUUCUGAUGCCUUCAGACCUUUGAAAUUCGCGUGUGAAGCCAUCAUUGAAAAGUAUGAAGAUGAGAUAUUCGAACUUAUUGCCCAGGAGGCAAACCAUCUAGCUGAUAUGCUGUGCAAUGAAAAAUCAGAUCUCUGUGGCACUCCUACCAACAGUCCUGAACCCUAGGUAUGAGAGGAGUGGAGUCACCCCAGCAGGUCACUGUGCGCUUCCACAUCGUGUGACUGCCGUGAUAAGGACGUUCAUCUUCUGUCUGCUGUUCUUGUCUCAUGCGUGAUAUUGGUUUGAAAAUCUCUUGCUUGGCAUCGUGACAAACCCCAAGUCUUCUCUUAGGUGAAGAGAAGUUUAUAAAACAGAACACCCCUUUGCAUAUUUGGAUGGAAGCUGGGUUGGCAAUAGAGCAUUAAAUCUGGCCGUGGGAAAAGGGCAAAGCGAUUUCUUGAAGUCAGUAGGAAAUUAAGGGUGGGUCUGAGCAAAUGAGCCUGACAUGUCCAUACACGGUUUUUGCAGUUUCAGAAGAACUCAGUUUGAUUUCUCAAAUUCUUGAUCAGCCACAAAUUCAAGGUAUUCAGUUGUAACAAAUGCCAUGGGCUGGUUAUUCCGAAAGGUUCUGUGUGGUGGUUUUAAAGCCACCCCUCUCAAACAGGAAUGUGACUUACAGAUCUGGAAACUCUUAUAUUUUAGAACUAAAAUUCAAUAGAACUGAUAAAAGAGUGAAUAUGUCGCAAAGUGGACUGGCCAUCAUAUCAGAGUUUACUGGCCCUGAGUUCAGAUGAUUCCAAAGGCUAUCACAUAGUGGGUUUCAAAAGAUUCGGCACCGAACACAUUUUUGUCUUGCUUGAGUCUCUCUUGGUUUGUUUUCCCCUCACUGAUCAUAGUGUAUAAAUUUUCCUACUGGCUGAUUUGUCACUCUUUUAUGGGACUUUUAUUUAUGUAUUUAUUUUUGGAUGUGGAGGGCUAUUAACCUUUACCACAUUUACUGUAACAAAAUGUAAUAACAGUUUCUCCUGGGUGUUCUCAUUGUCUCUGCUAAAUUUGCAUUCAGUGGAAUUGAACUUUAAUUAUUCAGCAUGUGUGGGUACAGGUUACACCUGUUUAAUUAAAGAAAUUGUCAUCACUGUCA